Messenger RNA from Vicia villosa (hairy vetch), 1247 nucleotides. RefSeq names its product RING-H2 finger protein ATL52-like. The coding region runs from base 86 to 622 and encodes 178 amino acids. NCBI's taxonomy places the organism in Eukaryota, Viridiplantae, Streptophyta, Magnoliopsida, Fabales, Fabaceae. Gene Ontology annotation, biological process: protein ubiquitination. The record is from RefSeq and is a predicted model, not a curated record. The transcript has a single exon.
UCGUUCUCUUUGGCUGGCUUAACCUCUGAAUAAUAAAGUCGAUAUUGUCAUUUCUUUCUUUCUUGUUUCACAUGAUCGUUGAGUUAUGGCAGAUGGUGACCAUCCUUCCUAUCAAAACGUUAUUGUCAUAAUUAUUGCCAUUGGUUCAGCUGCAUUAGUUGUUGUCUCAAUGUAUCGUGUCAUGAGCAUUUGGUUUUCUCGCCACCAAAGCACCACCGCAGAUCAAACUCAAAGUCAAAGCCCUCCACAACCACCACAGUUUUCCGCAACUUUGAGCCUCGGCGAAAGUGCAUCCUCAUCAAUAGUACACCUAAUUCCAACACACAAGUAUCAUAAACGAAAUAAAGUUGAUGUGGUUUCGGACGGUGAUGAAGGCGGCGGCACCGCGUGUGCCGUGUGUUUGGGAGAUUUUGAAGAGGGAGAGGAAUUGAAGACUAUGCCUGAGUGUUUGCACUCUUUUCAUGUACUGUGUAUUGACAUGUGGCUUCAUUCGCAUUCGAGUUGUCCCGUUUGCCGCGCCAUUGCCGCCCCUUCGCCUGCAGUGAAUGAAGACCUUCACAGAAUAGAUAUGAGUCAUACAGUUCCACUUGCUAUCAUGCAGAGUGGAUUGGUGAGAUUUUGAGGAAUCACACAUGAAAAGUACAUACACAACUAUUUAGCACUAUCAAAACAUAACAUGCAUGGUUAUUGCAAUAUAUAUACUCCUAGAGUGCUAAUUUUUUCAUGUAUAUACUAGUAUUUAGCAAUCAUAGUAUCCUUUUUAAGUUAUUUUUAACGAAUAAUUUUAUGCAAUUUUUCAAAUUGUUAUAUUAACCUCAUCCAUUUAAUUUCAUAUGUUUUUUACCAGUCACAUAAAAAAAGAAAGAUAAGAUAUUUUCCGUUACAAAGUUGCAAGAAACAAGUCUUGGAGUUGUAAAAGACACAAGCUUGUGUGAGCUCAAUCUCCUAGUUUUUUUUUUUGGAAAGCCAAAGAAAAUAUAUCAUUAAGACACCACAGCAUAAGUAAUGCUGAGAGGAGGAAAUAGAAUCAGAGUUACACCAGUACAGAAGUUAAAACAACAAAUCACCCCUCAAAAAUCAGCACAGCAUCCCCACACUAAAACACGCUAAAUCAGCUCCAAAAAACCCCACACCAACAUUCAGAAAGUAAAACGGCAAAUAUGUAAUAAGCAAAAUACAAUUAACUGCAAAACAUAAAUGUGGUACAUGAAUAUCAGAAACUAUUGAAAUUUUGAGCGCGAAUACUU